This is a messenger RNA of Teleopsis dalmanni, 542 nucleotides long. RefSeq names its product caspase-3-like. The record is from RefSeq and is a predicted model, not a curated record. NCBI's taxonomy places the organism in Eukaryota, Metazoa, Arthropoda, Insecta, Diptera, Diopsidae. Bases 62 to 436 code for a protein of 124 amino acids. The transcript has 2 exons. Gene Ontology annotation, biological process: proteolysis. Gene Ontology annotation, molecular function: cysteine-type endopeptidase activity.
UUUUCAGGCAUGCCGUGGUGAGAAUUUGGAGAAGCCUGUAUUGUACUCAGAUUUUGCACCCAUGUCACGCGAAUUAAAUCUUAUAGCAAUGCCUGCUGAGGAGCAGCCCACAAUCAUAACCUAUGCCAUUCCAAACACAGCUGAUAUGUGUGUCAUGUAUUCGACAUUUGAGAAAUAUUUCUCCUUCCGUAAUGUCGAAAACGGUUCCUGGUUCAUACAAAGUCUGUGCGCUGUCCUAAACGAAGCCAGAACAAAUGAAGCAGCCACAGCACAAGGAGCUGAACUCUUACGUCUGCUCACAGCCGUAAACCGGAAGGUGGCCUACGAGUACCAGUCCUUCGCCAAGAACGAAGCUCUCAACCAAAUGAAGGAAAUGCCCAACUUUCUGUCCACUUUAACGAAACUAUUUUACCUGAAGGUGAAACGUAAAACCUAACGCGGCGAGAAGUGACUCAUGUGAAUUGCCCACAACACACAAAGAAAAAAACAAAAAUUAACAAUUCUUUCGACUUAACUGAAAUUGUUUUGUAUUUAUUAGAGAA